GUACUGCAGUACCGCACGCGGUGUCGAGAGUUGGAGCAGCGGCUGGAAGCAGGAGGGGUGAGUGUGCCGGGGUCUCUUCCAGGCAGGUGGGAAGCCACAGAAGACCAGAGCCUGGAGAAAGCCCUGCUUCAAUUGGAAGAAGAGCAGCAGAGGUCCCUUUCCAGCCUAAAUUAUUCCAGGGUUCCGUGGAAAGCUCAUGAAGUUAAUUCAGCCCUCAAAGAAGAUGUUGGGAAACUGACGGCGGAUUGGAUGAGGGCCCGGGAGGAGCUGGAAUUGAAGGAGAGUGAAUGGCGCAAGGAACGUGAGCUUUAUGACAGCUACUUACGCGGAGAACAUAAUCGUCUACUUGGCCUAUGGCGUCAGGUGGUGACGUUCCGCCGUCAUUUCCUGGACAUGAAGACUGCCACUGACCGAGAUUUGUCAGAGCUGAAGGCAGAGCAGAUGAGGCUUUCUGGAUCUAUACUUGUGAACUGCUCCGGCCUAAACUUUGGAGUACAGCUCUGGGAGUCCAUCACGCUGGGCAGACCUGUCCUGAAGGAUGAAGCACAGCAGCAAGUGGGACAGGAAGGAAACCAUCAGAGUCAGGAAGUGAUGUGCUUACAAGUCAAGGGGGACUUGGAGAAGAAGGAUCUUCAGGACAGGGUGGUGGAGCUCUCAGCCUUGCUUGAACAGUCUCAGAAGCAGAAUGAGGAGAAGGAGAAGACCAUGGAAACACUGAAGGAGACAGUGGAGCUUCUAGAAGCAAGUCAGUUAGAGAGAGAAGAUGAAGCUUCAUUGACUAAAAGUGCCAAAGAAAAGAAUCUUUCCCUCCAAAAGCUGAUCAAAGAUAUAACUGAGGUGGUGUUAACUGACAGCGGCAGCACGGUCAGCAUGAUCUGCACUGACAGUUCCCAGCACGCUGACUCCAGCAGCCCCCUCUCUUGUCUGAGCUCCGUGGAUGCAGAGCAUGCCUUUGUAUUGGUUCAGGAAGCACUGGCAAGGAGGAGAGGAGUAACACAGGCCCUAAAAGAAGAGCUUUCUGCCAGGGAGGACUCCAUCAAUUUCCUGCAGCACCAGCACAGAGAGCAGGAAGAGAAGUGCAGGAAGCUGCAGCAAAGGUUGGAGCAACUGGAGGAGGAAUGCAUGAUGUCCAGCAGCCACCAGCAGCACCUCCAGUCUCUGGUAGAAGCACUCAGAAGUGACUGUGCAAACCUCAAGAAAAUCAAGGAAGAGCUACAGCAGCAGCUUGAAGUAACAGAGCAAGAAGCCUCACGUCUGCGUCAAAGCAACACUGAACUGCAGCUGAAGGAAGAUUCAGCCCAGGGGGAAAAAGUGGAGCAGCAACAGAUGGUGGAGAGGGCACGUCAUGACCAGGAGCUCCUACUGAAGGACUUAGUUGCACUUGAAGGAAAACAUUCAUUAUUACAGAGCGAGUUGGUAAUCACAAGAGAGACACUGGAGGAAUUGCACCUUCAGAGGGAUCUGCUGAAGCAAGAGAAACAUGAGCUUACCAUGGCACUGGAGAAGGCAGAGCAGUCAGUAGCAGAGUUGACAGGGGCUCAGAAUAAGCUGAGUGCCGAAGUAGCUGACCUACAUGUUGCAACAGCGAAGAUGAGCAGUAUCAAUGAAGUUCUUGCAUUGGAUAAAGUGCAGCUGAACAAACUUGUGCUGCAGCUGGAGCAAGACAAUGAAGUUCUGUCAGAUAAAGUGGUUGAGAUGGAGAGAGCAAGGAUCUCUGACCAGGAGAAGCUGGGCUUGUGUAAAAGAACAACUGAAGAGCUCUGCGCAGAGAAAACCCACCUGGAACAGCUGCUGAAGAAAGCAGAGGAGCAACAGGAAGGGCUGCGGGUAGAGCUGAGGAUGCUGGCAGAGGAGAAGGAAGAAACUCAGGAGAAACUCAGUCAGGUUUACCGCCAGCAAGAAUCGGCCAGCAGCGAUCUGGAGCAGUUGCGCCAGGAGUCCUCUCGCCAAGGGCAAGCACUGGCCAAGGUGUCCAAAGAGAAGGAACUGCUGGUGCAUGAGAAGGCUGCCCUAGAGGAGCGACUGGCAGCCGUGGAGCGGGACAGACAAGGCCUUUCGGAGCAGCUGGCAGAGGCCAGGUCAGUGAAGGAGAGCCUGGAAUCCAGCCUGUUUGAGGCUCAGCAGCACUUAUCUCGGCUGGAGAUCACCAGGAGUCAGCUUGAAAUGCAGCUUGACACAGUGACACAGGCCAAGGAGGUGAUACAAGGGGAAGUGAAGUGUCUUCAAUGUGAGCUGGAAGCAGAGAGAUCCCUCAUCAAGCAGGAACUGGAAAACAUGGCACAACAGCUCUUGCAGAAGGAACAGCAGUAUGAGAAUGCCCUCAGGCUUCGGCAAACUGAGCAUGAAGUGGAAAUAAACAAGCUGCUGCAAGACCUGGCAAGCGAGCGGGAAGGGCACCAUUCAGAGCUGCAGGAGAUGUUGGAGCAACAGGAAAAGGAAAAAGCAGAGACAGAGAGGGAGCACGAGAAGAAGCUGUUUGACAUGAAGCAGCAGGUUGCUGCCAUGCAAGCUCAACAAGAAGAAGAGCGAACCAGAGCUGAAAAUGCCAAGGAAGAGAUCCUACUAGAAAAGGAGCAUGAGAAGAAUGCUUUAUUAGAGACUCUACUCCAAACUCAGGGAGAGCUAAGAGAAGCCUGCCAGCAGGUAGAGCAGCUCCGGCAGGAGGUGGAGGAGCAGCGAGAGAAUGGGCAGAACAUCACAGAAAAGCUGCAAGCAGAGCUGCAGGAAACUGAGAGUCAGAUCAAGGCAGAGGAGAAGAGGCACGAGGAACAAAUCCAAACUGUCAAAGAGGAAAUGAAUAUCCUUCUUCAGCAGAGGGAUGCUCUACAAAACCAGGUGGAAGAGUUGACAGCUCAGCUUGCAGCCUCCAAAGAGUCCCAGCAAGUAACUGGUCGCAAAGCUCAGCAAGAUCUGAGUGAAGCACAGGAACUGACAAGGCAGAAGGUGCUGGAGGUUGAGCACCUCCAGAAGAUCCUGGAAGAGAAGAGAAGUCAAUGGGCAGAGGUAGAACAGCAGAACAAGGACCUGCAAGUGUGUCUGCAGACCUUGGAGGGGGAAAGGAGUCGAUGGGAAGAAGUGGAGCAUCACAACACAGAAUUUCAGGCUUCACUGAAGGUCCUAGAGAGUGAAAAAGCCAGACUGACUCUGUCUCUGGAAGAGAAGGAACUGAGCCUCAGAACCCUGGAAGAAAACAACCUUGCCCAGCAGAAUGAAGUGUCUCAGCUUCUUUCUGCUGUUCACCAGGCCCAGCAGCUCCAUUCAGACCACAGGAGAGAAAUACAAGAGCUCAAUAACCAGGUACAGUCGCUGCAGGAAGUGGUGCUGGAGAAGGAGGCUGGCCUGGCAACUCGAGAGAAGCAGCUGCUGCAGGACCUGGAGGAGUCCCGAGCAGGCGAACGGUGCUUGAGGGACUCUUUGCGUGUGCUGGAGGCUGAGAUGUCUGAACUGCGUUUGAGACUCUGUAGCACAGAGACCAGAGCAAAUGCACUGGCCACAGAGUGUCAGCAGGUGAACGCUGCCCACUGCGAAGCCCGAUCCCAGCUGGACAAACUGCACUUGGUUCUGCACCGCACGAUCUGUGACAGCAGAGGCUCAGUCACCUGGAGCUCAGAACAGGGUCAUGUUGGGGGCCUCACUGUUUCUCAGGCCGGGGACCUCCCUACAGAGCUCACAGUGGACAGAGUGGCAGCAGCUCUACAAGACCUGUGUCAGCACCUGAAGCAGACUCAGCAAGAUCUGAAUGAUGCGAGGAAGAAGAUACAGGACUUGGAGCUGGAGCUGAGCGAGGGGCAAGCUGAGAAGGACCAUUUGAGUGCCCACAAUGAAGAGCUGCAGAAACAGUUGGCUCGAAGCCAGGAAGAGACACAGAUGACAGAACGCAAGAACAACUCUCUGCAAGCUGCCUUGCAGGAAGAGGCUGCUGCUCUAAAGAAGGAGGCCAUGACUCUACAUCAAGAGGUGGCGUCUUUGGAAAGGGAACUCGAGACCACUGAGAAGCAAAGAAAGGACGUCCUGCAUGACCGGGACAGACUGCAAGCAGUUAAAGAAAAACUGGUCUGGGAGAUAAAACUUCUUCAGGAAUCAGCCACAGCCUCUGAAACACGAGCAAAUACAGCAACAGAUACUAAUCACUGCCUUGAACAAGAACUUCAAACUACACUGUCUAUUUUAAAAAUUAAAAAUGAGGAAGUGGAAACGCAAUGGGAGAGAAUCCAGAUGCUGGAGAAAGAGGCAGCACAGGGAAAAACUCUGCAGGAGACUCUCUCUCAUCUGACUGCCACCCUGUCAGAGAAGGAGGGAGAAAUGAAGUUGUACCAGGAUCAGAUGAGAAUGCUGGAAAAGCAGAAAGAAAUGCAUAAAACUACUCUUGAUCAGGUUAUGAAGGACCUAACGGAGAGAAAUCUGAAGACAGAAUCCCAGCAAAAACAGAUACGGGAGCUGGAGAAGCAGCAAGAAAAAGACAGGAUUACUGUCAGCGAGAUGAGCAAAGAGCUGGAGGAGAGAGAGCAGGAGAUCAGAACCCAGCAAGAAGAGAUAUGGGAGCUAGAGAAGCAGCGAGAAAUGCAGAGGACGGCUGUCAGCAAGAUGAGCAAAGAGCUGGAGGAGAGAGAGCAGGAGAUCAAAUUCCAGGCAGGAAAAAUAAUGAUUCUAGAGCAACACGGUGCAUCCCAAGUGAGAGAUCUGCAGGUGGAUCUUGACCAUGUGAAAGGAAACCUGAAGGAGAAAAACGUAGAGCUUAUGUCUCUGAUGGAGCAGAUCCAAGAGCUGGAGAAGGAGAGAGAAGAGGUGAAAUCUCUGCGCACCAGCCUUGAACACCUGAGGGCAGUUCUGAAGGACAGAGAGAGUGAGUGUGACUCUCAAAGGGAUCAGUUAAGGCUCUUGAAGCAAUACAAGGAAGAGCAAGAGGGGUACCUGCAAGAGCUUCAUGGUAAAGUAGAAAGGAUGACACUUUCUUUAUCUAAAAAAGAUCUAGAGCUUGAGACACAGCAAAAGCAAAUGCAAGAAGCUGAAGAAGUCAUGGAAAUGCAGUUAAGGACUGUCCGUGACCAACUGGAGCAGACCUUGGAAACCUUAAAAGAAAAGGACAGACUCAUAGACAUCCAGAAGGAACAAACAAGGAGCUAUGAGGAAAAAACAGAAGAAGAGCUGAAUAUCUUACGCAGAGACUUGGCACACAGCGCAGCAAUAGUGAAAGAAAAGGAUUUGAUGAUUGAAUCUCAGAAGGAAGUGAUUGAGACCUUCCAAAAACAAGAACAGGACUCUGAGCAGCAGAAGGAAAUUCUGCAACACCUUCAAGUGGCACUGAAGGAAAAGGAGCAAGAAAUUGUAUCCCUUAGAAAGCCAUGUGAGGCAUGCAAGGAAAAGGAGGAAGAGCAUGAAGCUGAGCAAAGCAACCUUCAGGCAACAAAACUGACUCUGAAAGAAAGAGAAGAAAAGAUAGGGCUUCUGGAAGAGGCGCUCUCUAAGCUUCAAGAGCAAAAGGAGGAGGCAGUAAUGCAGGCUAAAGCUAUGCUGCAAAAACUACAAGACACUGAAUCUUCUCUAGAAGCUAGAGAUGAAGAGAUAGUGUCUUUGCAAGAGCAUGUCCAGGACCUUCGAAAGCAGAAGGAGUUAGAGGGCAAGCAGGCCAAGAGUCUACAGCAGGAUCUAGACAAAAUGAGACAGGUAUUGAAGGAGAAAGAUUUGGAGUUCCUCAAGCAGACAGAGCAAAUGAACAUGCUCCUGCUUCAAGAAGAAAGCAUGAAAGUAGCACUAACAUCAUGCCAGAAGCAAGUGAAUCUGCUUGAGGAAGAGGUGAGGAAGAGAGAUGAAGACAACAAAAGUCUUAUGCAAAAACUCCAGCACCAGGAAGAAGAACUGAAGACCUUGCAGUAUGUCCAGCUUAGGCUAAGCAAGAAGAAUGAAGAGGUUAGACAUCAGGGAGAGCAAGAGAAGCUCCUGGAAGAAGCCUUGCCUGAGAGGGAACGAGAGACCAAGGCUCAAGGUGAACAAAAAGAGUUAGCAGAGGAAAUAAGAGCUCUUCGGGAAAAUCUCCAGCAUGUUCAGCAGACUCUGACAAAGAAGGAUGAAGAGAUCAAGUGCCAGAGAGACAGAGUCAGGUAUUUAGAGGAGACUCUGAACGGGAGAGAACAAGAGCUUAGGAGUCAGAGUGAACUCCUGAAACAAUUAAGAUCAGUUUUGAGAUGGAAAGAUGAUGACGAGACCCUGCAGAAACAAAUCCAGAAGCUCCAAAAAUGGGAGGAAGAGGAAGCAGAGAAGAGGAGAGUUCUCCAGGACUUGCAAAGGCAGAAGGAGCUAAGCCAACAGCUGGAAGACGAGCGGAAAGCAAAGGGGGAAGAACUGGAGCGUGUGCUUGCGAUUUUGAAGCAGACUGAAAGCGGAGAAAUCGAAUGGAAGGAGAAGGCCCAAGCACUGACUCUUGCCCUCACCCAAAGUGAAAUGGCCAAUGGGACUUUGAGGGAAGAAAUCGCCGUCCUGCAGAGGAUGGUUUCAGAGAGGGACACAGACCGGUUUCAUCAUCAGGCUACUGCAGAAGGGGAGCAGCCACCACAGCUCUCAGAGAAGAGACUCCAGUUGCAGCAGCUGGAACAUCUGCAGCGAGCAGUUGCAAGGCUGGAAGUUGAGAAGAUGGAGCUGAAGCAAUAUAACGCUGAGCUCAAGAGGACUCUUGAGCAGGUGGAACGUGAACGGAGGAGGCUGAAGAGAUACUGUCGGGGUCUGUCGCUGCCAGGUGCAUGUGGAUCUUCUCCCUCUGAGUGUGACCAGCACAAGGUUCCUGCUUCUAGACAGGAGGAGUCUCACACGUGCUGCCCUUGUCGGUUAGCUGAGCUGCAGAAGCAG
Messenger RNA from Antrostomus carolinensis (chuck-will's-widow), 6840 nucleotides. It is a transcript of the gene CEP250, whose product is annotated as centrosomal protein 250. The annotation marks the transcript as partial. Gene Ontology annotation, biological process: cilium assembly. Gene Ontology annotation, cellular component: centrosome; centriole. The transcript is spliced from 30 exons. The record is from RefSeq and is a predicted model, not a curated record. NCBI's taxonomy places the organism in Eukaryota, Metazoa, Chordata, Aves, Caprimulgiformes, Caprimulgidae.